Molecule: messenger RNA, 924 nt
Organism: Entamoeba dispar SAW760
Lineage: Eukaryota; Evosea; Mastigamoebida; Endamoebidae
Product: proteasome-activating nucleotidase, putative
Exons: 1
Coding region: 1-924 (307 amino acids)
Biological process (GO): ribosome biogenesis
Cellular component (GO): nucleus
Molecular function (GO): preribosome binding; ATP hydrolysis activity; ATP binding
Source: RefSeq, a predicted model, not a curated record
AUGUUUAUUAGAACUAAUAAGGCAACAGAUUCUGCCCUUAGUACAACUCGAAGAUUUACUGAAGACUGUGAAAGGUUUCAUCUUCCAAUUAUAUCGUUAUUCUAUCCUUCUGUAGAAUUUGUAGUUAAUACUAUCAGAGUCAAAGAAAACAAACAAAGUGAUACUACUUUUCAACAAAAGAAAAUUUUUGGAUACAUCGAACAACGAAAGAAAAUAGAAGAGUUAAUUCUUAGUAUGAGCCAUCCAAUUCAACCAUUCAAACCAUCUGGAAUUUUAUUAUAUGGGCCAAGUGGGUGUGGAAAAACAACAUUGGUUGAAGAUUUUUGUUGUCACCACUCGUGGUUGAACAUCAAAAUUAUUCGUGGAUCAGAAUUGCUUAGUAAAUAUGUUGGAGAGUCCGAAAGAAACAUUAGGGAGUUGUUUGAUGAAACAGUAGAUCUUAUUAUUUUCGAUGAUUUUGAUUCUUUAGGGCAUCGAAGAGAUGGAGAGAAGACGGACUCUGUUGUAAAUACAUUGUUAACAAUGUUAGAUGGAAUUGCUGAAAGAAAGAUUGCUGUCAUUGCUCUUUCUAAUCGUCCAGAUUUAAUAGACCCAGCACUAUUGAGAGGAGGAAGGUUAGGUGAUUGGAUCUAUUUAGGAUUACCUUCUGAUGGUGAUAAAGAAGAUGUUUUGUCUACUGUAUGUUCAAUGACAUGGAGGGAGUUUUCGUUAAAAACCAAGGAUUGGACAAUGGGUGAUAUUGUUUCUUGUUUACAAAAAGUUUCAGAAAUUAUUUUACAAACUCAAGACACAGAAAAAAAAGUUAGUAUUCUCAAAACGGCUGUUGAAACAUUUAAAGCCUCUGGGCCGAUGAUGGAUUUUUCUCCAUUUAAACAAUUUUUAAUUAGCACUUCUUCUGUAGGGAGAGAUAUGGUCUUAAUUUAA